GGAGCAUAUAGAUAUAAGAAUGGAGAGAGUCUCCUUGGGCCAUGGUCACUUUUGGGGAUCAGAUCACAAUAUCAAGCACAUACGCGAACAUAUAAUCUGAAUACAGACCCUCUUUAUAAAGAUUUCCAUCGAAAAUAUCUAACAACGUCAAUACAUACUGUAUCAACCAUGUCAUACGUCGGAAAAGUUGUCCUCAUUACAGGCGGAUCCAAAGGCAUUGGACGGGCUGUAACGGAGCAAUUCGUCGCUCUUGGAGCUAAAGUCGCCAUCAACUACUCCUCUGAUUCCUCAGCGGCUGACGAGCUCGUCAAAACCCUGGGCGAAAACAAUGUACUUCCCAUCAAGGCUGAUGCGGGAUCAGUUGUCAGUACAAAAGAGAUGGUCGAACAGACUGUGUCCCGAUUCGGGAAGAUUGAUAUAUUGAUUCCAAACGCUGGGAUAAUGCCUCUCGCGAAUUUAGAGAACGUCACCGAGGAAAUGUUUGACAAUAUUUAUCAAGUUAAUGUCAAGGGACCUCUGUUUUUGGCAAAGGCCGCUGUGCCACAUAUGCCUGAAGGGUCCCAUAUCGUAUUCCUCAGCACAUCGCUUUGCCAUUCCAAUACCAUUUUGCCGCCUCAAUUACUAUAUUGCUCCACCAAGGGUGCUAUUGAGCAGAUUACUCGUCUGCUAUCCAAGGAUCUUGCGUCAAAGGGCAUUAUUGUGAAUUGUGUCGCUCCCGGACCGACAGCUACUGAGUUGUUUAUGAGAGGAAAGCCGGAUACUCUUGUUGACGCUAUCAAGAAGCACUCUCCGUUCAAUAGAUUGGGAACGCCGGAGGAGAUUGCUGAGGCUAUUGUUUAUUUGUCGGGGACUUCGUGGGUGGCAGGUCAGACGGUGAGGUGUAAUGGCGGUAUGAUUUGA
This is a messenger RNA of Talaromyces stipitatus ATCC 10500, 900 nucleotides long. RefSeq names its product oxidoreductase, short-chain dehydrogenase/reductase family, putative. Lineage: Eukaryota; Fungi; Ascomycota; Eurotiomycetes; Eurotiales; Trichocomaceae. The record is from RefSeq and is a predicted model, not a curated record. The transcript is spliced from 2 exons. The coding region runs from base 169 to 900 and encodes 243 amino acids. Gene Ontology annotation, molecular function: oxidoreductase activity.